AUGGACUUCACCGCUGGACUUCAUUGCUGUGCCAGACUUCUCUCCUUCCCAUCCAAGACCUCCAUCCUUCCCAUCCCAGACCUCCAUCCUUCCCAUCCCAGACCUCCAUCCUUCCCAUGCCAGACCUCCAUCCUUCCCAUGCCAGACUUCCAUCCUUCCCAUGCCAGACUUCCAUCCUUCCCAUGCCAGACCUCCAUCCUUCCCAUUCCAGACCUCCAUCCUUCCCAUCACAGACUUCCAUCCUUCCCAUCCCAGACCUCCAUCCUUCCCAUGCCAGACUUCCAUCCUUCCCAUGCCAGACUUCCAUCCUUCCCAUGCCAGACUUCCAUCCUUCCCAUGCCAGACUUCCAUCCUUCCCAUCCAAGACCUCCAUCCUUCCCAUGCCAGACCUCCAUCCUUCCCAUACCAGACCUCCAUCCUUCCCAUACCAGACCUCCAUCCUUCCCAUGCCAGACCUCCAUCCUUCCCAUGCCAGACCUCCAUCCUUCCCAUGCCAGACCUCCACCCUUCCCGUCCAAGACCUCCAUCCUUCCCAUGCCAGACUUCCAUCCUUCCCAUGCCAGACCUCCAUCCUUCCCAUACCAGACCUCCAUCCAUCCCAUGCCAGACCUCCAUCCUUCCCAUCCAAGAUCUCCAUCCUUCCCAUCCAAGAUCUCCAUCCUUCCCAUGCCAGACUUCCAUCCUUCCCAUGCCAGACCUCCAUCCUUCCCAUGCCAGACCUCCAUCCUUCCCUUGUUAGACCUCCAUCCUUCCCAUACCAGACCUCCAUCCUUCCCAUACCAGACCUCCAUCCUUCCCAUGCCAGACCUCCAUCCUUCCCAUGCCAGACCUCCAUCCUUCCCAUACCAGACCUCCAUCCUUCCCAUGCCAGACCUCCAUCCUUCCCAUGCCAAACCUCCAUCCUUCCCAUGCCAGACUUCUCUCCUUUCCAUCCAAGACCUCCAUCCUUCCCAUGCCAGACCUCCAUCCUUCCCAUCACAGACUUCUAUCUUUCCCAUUCCAGGAUCAUUGCUGGACAUCACCACUGGGCUUUAUUGCUGGAUAUAA
Messenger RNA from Rana temporaria (common frog), 1047 nucleotides. RefSeq names its product early nodulin-75-like. The transcript has a single exon. The record is from RefSeq and is a predicted model, not a curated record. Lineage: Eukaryota; Metazoa; Chordata; Amphibia; Anura; Ranidae. The coding region runs from base 1 to 1047 and encodes 348 amino acids.